This is a messenger RNA of Symsagittifera roscoffensis, 4854 nucleotides long. RefSeq lists its product as uncharacterized. Bases 1516 to 4365 code for a protein of 949 amino acids. The transcript has 5 exons. The record is from RefSeq and is a predicted model, not a curated record. Lineage: Eukaryota; Metazoa; Xenacoelomorpha; Acoela; Convolutidae.
UUGUCUUAUCUUGUGCUUUUUUGUUGAACUUUUCUUGAUAUGUACUUUUUUUGUGCUCUUGUUCAUUCAACUUUCUAUAACACUUUAUAUAAACCGUUUUCAGACCUAAAUUUGAACCAGCGUUCAUUUUGUUUAUAUGAUCAUGUAGAAGUUUGAAUUAAACUCAAAAACAAUUUUCACUACGCUUUAAAAAUUGGCCUACUUGCGUUUCAAUUCAUCCCAAAACUUGAUCCACCGCAGAAUAAGGUGUUAAAUUCUUUUCAUUCGGUACUCAUAUAACUCGUUAGAGUACUUUGUUUUUUAUUACAGUGCUUAAUCAAAAAUUACUAUUUUGUUUUACAUUUUAACUCUAUUUUUGUCUUUCUAUGAACAAAAAAUUUCAAGUGAAUGCAGACACUCUUCUAAAUUGUUUCAUUUUCUACACUUUUCGUGAUUUAUCUUUCGUUAUUUCUGAAAACUUGCUUUAAUUUUUUCUGAAGUUGAAAUUCAUCAAAUAGGCCAGUUUUUGAGGUUCUGGAUGGAUUUUUGCAAUCACAAACCAAAAGAAUUCAAGCAAACAAAGCCAAUUGCUCUAAAAGAAGUAGAAAAAGAAGAAAACUUGCCGCAAUGUGAUCAAAUUUCAAACCCCGAAUUGAAUUCAAGUGCUAGCUUCCAACAACACUUUCUCGAAAUUUGAACAAGAAUUAAAAAUCGAGUUCAACGUUGAUCAGCAGUCUACUUUUGUCACAAUCUGUGAUAACGCGACUGGAGUGAUUGCAAAUGAAAACAGCAAAAAAGAGUCUACGCCAAUGAUUAACGAAAUUUCUGACAGGGAAGAGUUUUUAAAAAAUCUGUCCGAACUGACGCAAGAGCUCGACAAUCUAGAAAUCCAUUGGCCUGGAGAUGCUGUAAAAUUGUUCAACGACGAUGAUGCUUUGAAAAAGUUUAUGGAACACCAGUACCCAGACUGGAAGAAGAGCGGGCAGACAACGUCCACACCCUGUGUGAGAAUCCCUCAAAUAAUAAUUCCAAACAAGCAGCUGGGUAAAAAGUUGCAGAUACAUUACAGAAAUCUUGAAAGAGGGGAUAUAGGCGAGAGCAAAUUGUACAAGCUGUUUGUCAAUGAAGUUUCAACGGAUGAUUCGGGAAUCAUCAUUUUUCCGAAUGUAGACGGAAGCCACAUCUUUAGACAGAAGGGACCUGGUAGCGUUGAAAUUGACAUGUUAAUUGCACAUCCAAGAAAAGGAAUUUUCGUGUUUAACGUAAAAAACGAAAAAAAAUUAAAUUUUCGAAAACUUCAAUCGCACAUAAAAAAACACGGACUUUGUGCGCUUCUUACUGUGUUACAAUAUUAACUCCAAAGAGUCACUGGAUAGCGUGAUUAAUGAAGUUCCGAUCCACGCAGUCCUUUGCUACCCUCCUGGUAAAAAAGAAUCAAUUCAAAAAUACCUGAGUGAUCGGGUUUUUGUUUUUGAUCAAUCACAUUUCAAAAAAUUCGCUCAACAUUGGAAAGAAACACUGAAAGACAUUCGCGAUAUGAGGCAAACCGAAAAAUUUGACACAUUAGUUGCCCGCCUUGUUGCUUUGAAUUCCAAGAAAGGAGCCAGCACAGAAAUUCAUCAAAAAUUUCUGAAUGACAUUCAGUCUAUUCGAGUAAACACAAGCGAACUAGAGCCUUGGCUUGAAAAACAAAUUGAAAAUUUACCAGAAAACGAUCCAUGCAAAAAAUCUCUCAUAGAAGCAGAAAAAACAAUAUACAACCAGUCGAAAAACAAGAAAACAACUGUAAUACUUUGGACAAAAGAACAGUUGGAGGUAAUUUGCAGAGUUUUCAAAGGGAUUAUACUGCAGUCAAAUGAUUCAAACAAGUACAAAUCUCUACAAAUAAACGUAAGAGGAACAAAAGGCUCGGGAAAGACAAUGCUGAUGAUCUAUUUGGCCCGAUUGAUCAAUGGCAACAUCAUUCAGACGGGGAGAACAGAUAGUAAAGUAGUUAUAUUCGAUGGGUCUUGCUUUGGAGCUGCGAUUCUGUUUUUACAGCUGAAGCAAACGUUGUAUAGAUCAGGCAUUGAAUUUUGGACGGUUGAGGAUUUCUUUGAGAAAAUUGACGAUAUAGGGAAAGGCAUUGUUUUUAUAGACGAAGAUCCUCUAAACUACCCCAAGAUGCAAAACCUGCUCUUAUUUCUUCACAUUAAAGGUGUUAGUUUUUGCAUUUUUUCUUCAGAAGAGCCAGUUUUUACGGCUUUGGGCCUUCACAAAAUUGCUUUCACUGAGUUCAUCCUCUCACAUACAUUGAGGUCCACAAAACAACUCCAGUGUUUUUCCCGUAACUGUGUCAAAAGUACCAACAGUUCUAUGGAUUUCCGUGAAAUAUUCGGGGAGCCAUCCCAUAAUCUUGACGGGACGAAUGUACCAGAAAUAAUUCUAACCCACGAUUCUACAAUGGAACCGUUUUACGAAAAGAGUGUCCAGACAGUGAUGAAGUACGCUGCAUUUUCGAAAACUAUUUCCAGCAUUCUUGUUAUUAUCAAUUUUUUAUCUCCAAAAAGUCAAAUGGCAAUCAUAUCUCUUUUACGAAAAGAAAAAAAUGCUUUGCGUUCUUUUACUUAUGAAAUAGUUCUUGACGAUAACGAUGAAAAGUUACCAAUUAUUCAGUUGGAGUCAACCGACUCAGUUUGUGGAAGCGAGUUCGGAACUGUUGUUGUACUGCUGGAAAAAAUGGUGGACCUAUCAAGUGAAGAGUUCGGAAGAAAAUUUCGAGUGGCAGUGACACGUGCCACAACCUACUUGGCCAUUGUUGUCGCAGGCACUACAUUUUUUGAUUCUCCACUUCAAGAAGAAGAGAUUUUGGGUGCAACCCGAACUCUAAAAAAGAGAAGCUUUCAUGUAUUACGAAGUGAAUACCUCGCCAGAUACAUCACAUCAGUGUUGAAAAUUUUCUGCAAAAAGUUACAGACUGCAGUGGUUAUUGGCGUCAUUCCAGAAAUGGAUUGUUUGCAAGAGGCCGAAAGGAAUGACUACGAUUCAAUUUGGAUGUCAGCAAUCGAAGCAAAAAAGUACACUUUUGACGAAGACCAGACCGUUUUUGUUUUCUCAAACAUAGCAAAAGCGUGUUCAAAGGCCGCACAGGAAUGGUACAAACAGCAGAAUAUUUCAGUUUUCAUUUUUGUUACUGGGAAUAUCAAAUUUGACUUACUGGCCUUGGGAAUUUUCAGUGGAUUAUUGCCGAAAAAAACUGAAAUAAUAAAGCUUCAGUGUCCUAAAAGCUUUGAGAUCAAUAUAAGUCAGUUCUUCAAAGACUUAAAAGAACAGAUUGAUAAAAAAGUCAUCAAAUCUUUGUCGUCCACGAAUCUUCAAUCAGUUGCAUCAUCGCCUACAGAGUCUUACUCAGUGCCGUAUACACGCAAAGGUCUAAUGGAAUGGGCGGCCGUUCUUCUCAAGGAUCUUAUCGGCGGCGUAUACAUACAAGAACAGCAAUAUAUUUCAUGGGAAGAAAUAUACAAUGAUGCGUGCGAUGUUCUUUUCCGAGAGUAUCUUCGCCAUUUGAAUUCUGGUGACCGAAAAGAAGCAGUAGCUUGCAGGAAAGAUGCGUCGGACUUGUUGACAACGAUAUCCAUUUUUGUUUACAACCGAGUGGAAAUACACAUGGAUUCUCAAAUUCAUUUUCUGUUUUACUCUGUACUGUAUUCGAAAUUUCCUCUAGUCUGGAACCCGAAACAAUUGAAAGGAUAUAAAGUACCUGUCGAUAUAUGCACUUAUUCAAAGCAGAAGCUGCGACAUAAACUAAGGUUCGUUGGUGAUCUUAGUGAAAUAGACUCUCGUUUGGCAACUGAGGAGAGUCUGGAUUUGAGUGCGCCGCAUUUCCUGGAGCAAAACAUCAGGACGACCAGUCACAUAAAUCUGAUGAGAAAAAUGGACUUGAUUGGAUCUUACAACCUAACUCAUCGGCAGAUUUCUGAUGAACUGAACGAGAUAGACAGGAAAAUAUCAGCUGUCGAGUCAACAAUCCUCGAAUUAAAAACAAAUGUUUUCGGUUUCUUGGAAGAAUAUAAAGUUAUAUCGAGCAUGGAGACAUCUGUUCGGGCCAGGAAACGCAUCGAAAUAUCUGAAGUUUGUGCGGUUGCUGCACGCAAGUGUUUAGUUCAAUCAACUGGUCUGCCCGCUCGAUUUUUUGGUUAUGAAGCAGCAGCAUUUGCUAUCAAAGGAUUUCAUUUGAAUCCCUGCAACUCAGAUUGCUGUGAUAUUCUGAUGGAAUUGUUCGAAAUGGAGUUGAUAGAUGCAGUUGAGAAGAAAGAGCGAUAUUUGAACUCAGAUGAAGGGACUGUUUUAAGAGAGCUCACGGAGAAAGACAUUAUUGCACUUCCUUUUAUACAAGACAAGUUGUGAUCAUCAACUUAAAUGAUUUCUUUGCUGCAACCUUUACGACACUCUAAAUAGGCUUUUUCAGAUAUCAUGAAUAUAUGAAAAAUAGGCUUUUUCAUAUAUCAUGAAUAUAUGAAAAAUAGGCUUUUUCAUAUAUGCUGUGCAUAUUGAAAAUAAACAGACAAUUGUUCAGCAGACAGGCCAUUCAGCAGAAAAUUGUAAAAAAAAUUAUCUGUGGAAAAGAUGUUGACAGUUCAUGUGCUUACUCGCGCUUGUCUGUGCACUAGGUUUUCCCUUUAUAGCUCAAUUUAAAACGUAUUUUCUGAUCUGUGCUUACAAUGCCGUGCAGUUUUAAUUAACAUUUCUUUGACGUCUGUGCUUAAACAAAAUCCACUACUCCUAAGAUCAAUAUUUCUGAUAUUAAUCUUUUUGAUGCUUUUAGAUUUAAAAAUGAAAACUAAUCUUUAUAUCGAAACAAUUCGAACUGUCUGUAAAAAGGUUGAACUUAGAGAA